AUGCCGUCUCCGCUGCCAGUGGGGCGCUUUCGCCCUCGCCUCUCCUCCCCGUGGUUUGACGCGGGCGGCUGCUCCCCGUGCAAGAGCAGCUCCCCCCCGGUGUCGGCCGCGUUUCGCUGCGCGUUCUCGCCCGCGCAAGACUUCUCUCCUCCUCCUGCUGCUGCUGCUGCUCACGACCACCGACCCGGCUCGGUCAAUCUCUCCGCCCUGAGCCUCCAGGGCCGUCUGGGCUCCGGGGCAUUCGGCCGCGUGUUCCGGGGCUGCUACUACGGGCGGCCCGUGGCCGUGAAGCUUCUGUCGCCGCGCGGCGCGUCCAGCCUCCACGCGGAGAUGAACGCCGCGGGUCUGCGCCACCCCAACAUCGCGCGUCUCCUGGCCGCGUCCCCGCGCACCUUGGUGCUGGAGCUGGCGGGUCCCCGCAGCCUGCAGGGGCUCCUCUACGACGAGGGCGACGCGCCCCCCGUGCCGUUCGCGACGCGCGUCGCGUACGCGCGCGACGUGGCCGAAGCGCUGCGCUUCCUGCACGGACGCGACAUCGCGCACCUCGACGUGAAGCCGGGCAACGUGGUGCUGGCCCCCGACGGCGAGCUCUGCAAGCUGUGCGACUUCGGCUGCUCGAGGCGUCUGAACGACGGCGGCGAGGUGCCGACGCGCACGGACGCGCCCGGCGGCGGCGGCACGUACACGCACCGCGCCCCCGAGCUGCUGAGCGGCGGCGUCGUGACGGCCGCGGCCGACGUCUACUCGCUGGCGGUGACCCUGUGGCAGCUGGCCACGCGGCAGGCGCCGUACCCGGGCGCGGAGCCGCACUGCGUCGUGUACGCGGUGGUCGCCCGCGGGGCUCGUCCCGUCUUCCCCGCGGGCUUCGGGGCGCGCGGCGGAGACGACCCCGAGGCGCGCGUCCGCGACCUCGUGGAGCGCGGAUGGGCGCCGCGGGCCGGGGGGCGACCCCGCGCCGGCAGCGUGGGGGUGGCGCUGGGCGAGAUCGUGACGGCCGCGCGAGGUGGUGGUGGUGGAGGAAGAGGAGGGGGUAACGGUCGUGUGCGGUGA
This is a messenger RNA of Lethenteron reissneri (Far Eastern brook lamprey), 1050 nucleotides long. Its product is annotated as serine/threonine-protein kinase mos-like. Lineage: Eukaryota; Metazoa; Chordata; Hyperoartia; Petromyzontiformes; Petromyzontidae. Gene Ontology annotation, molecular function: protein serine/threonine kinase activity; ATP binding. The record is from RefSeq and is a predicted model, not a curated record. Gene Ontology annotation, biological process: protein phosphorylation.